This is a messenger RNA of Fusarium sp. VM40, 1200 nucleotides long. NCBI's taxonomy places the organism in Eukaryota, Fungi, Ascomycota, Sordariomycetes, Hypocreales, Nectriaceae. The record is from the annotation of a GenBank genome assembly.
AUGGAUCUCGCAAUCACCCUCGUCAAGUCCGUUAUGAGGGCGUUCUACCAGACGCGCGACAUACUUGUCGUUGAUGCGCUAAUCCUUCAUGAGGCGCUUCGAGACGACGAUUUGGCAUACCUGAUGUCCAUCAACACAAAGGAUCUUCACAAAAUUUGCGGCAAGCUGCGCGAAGAUAGAUUUCUGGUUGUACAUACACGAUCAGAGUUACGAGAAGGCAAUCCAAGACCGAGCAAUCGAACAUGGUAUUACAUCGACUACCGCAGCACAAUCGAUGCUAUCAAAUGGCGUGUUUACACUAUCGACAAAGAAGUGCAGGGUACUACACAAGUUGCGAGUGAAAAGAAAGAGUACUUUUGCUCACACUGCAAAGCAGAGUGGACGGCUAUGGAAGUUCUGGACAACGUUGGCCCAGAGGGAUUCUUGUGCCAUCGAUGCGCGCAUGUUCUUACCUUCGAAGCCGACCGAACAUCCACCGGUCAUGAGCAGUCAACACGUCUUAACGACCAGUUCAAAUUCAUCAGCGAACUAUUACCCAAAAUCGACGCAGUGCACAUCCCCGAAUGCGACUUCGAUCGCGCGCUUGCCAAAGCACGCCCAGUGAAGCGUGACGAGACACACCAGCGCGCCCAGACUAUUGCAGCAGACUCUGGCGCGAACAGGCCCAUGGCAGUUAAGGGCUUGACCAAUACAGGACCGCAGUCUAUCGCAGUCAACAUCUCAACAUCCGAUGGGCCAUCGGAGAUCGAGAAAGCAGCAGAACAGGCGCGCAAGGAGAAGAUUGCCAAGCAAAAUGCGCUGCCAGCCUGGAUGUCCAACAGUACAGUGACUGGUGACUCUUUCACAGCCAGUGACACCCCGGGCACUACUAAAACUGCUAAGAAGGAUGUGGGCAAGGACGCAGGAAAGACUGAACCUGUCCAAGCCAACGCUCAGAUCGACGACAUAUUCGAGAGAUUGAAAGCCGAACAAGCUGCAGAGCUAGCCAAACAGCAAGAAGAGGAAGAAGAAGAUGAGGAGGACGAAGAUGAAUUUGAAGACGUGCUAAGUCGCGAUACCCCAGUGACACCAGCGAUCAAAAGAGAGUCCCCUGGAGACUCAGAAGAGCCACAAGCAAAGCGUGUUAAGGUUGAACCUGAAGUUAAGAAGGAGGAAGAGGAAGAAGAUAGCGAAGAAGAGAUCGAGUUUGAAGAUGUAUGA